AUGACCAAACACGGGUGUCUAAAGGUCAACGUCAUAUUCAACGGGGAAUUCGUAGCGGACGUUAAGACCGACGUGAAGAGUAUCGCUACGCGGAACGAACAGCUUGUCCCAGGGUCCGAUCUGGGCGAGUGGCACGAUAGGCACGUGCGCGACGCGAUUCUAACGCGGUUGGAAGAAUUUCAGGAAGGCGACAGCGGAUGGGCGUUGUCGCGAAUAUUGAACCUAAUCGUGAACGUGAACAAGUGUAAUCCCAUGCGCGUGGGAUGUUGGAUGAAAAUACCGCUGGGUAUAAGACUUAAAAAGGCGGUGGUCAACGUGCUGUCGGAGAACGACGCGUGUUUCGCGCGCGCGGUGGUCGCGGCUCUGUAUCUAAAAAAGAUCGGAAAAUUCGAACGUCAGAACAACGUAUCGAUCAACGUGUUCACAACUCAGGAAGGAAUUGAAAAGAAAGCUAAGUUCGGCCGGGGCGCCGACUACAACGCGAUCGUGCCUCUGCGGUUGACCGACGAUGAGCGGGACAGGCAUGUAAAUCUGCUGUAUCUGCGCGAUACGCUGCGCGGUGUCAACAGGGGCCAUUUCGCCUGGAUAAAGAAUCUAUCGCGAUUGAUGAAUUUGCAAUUGACCGCAAAAUGGUGCGCGAAGCACGUUUGCGAUCGAUGUCUACACUAUUUCUAUACGCGCGACAAGUUGGCCGCCCACAGCGUCGACUGCAGCCGAAUGAACGACUACGCCGAGAGCGACAAGUGGCUGUCUUUCGACAAUUACGACAGAAAGGAGCGACUUCCCUUCGUGGUAUACGCGGAUCUAGAGUGUCUUCUCGAACGACGGGAGAGGGAAAACGUCGAGGGGGGCCCGAGAACGGAAAGAUACGCUUAUCAGCGUCACGUACCGUUCAGCCUGGGCUACUAUCUGUGCUGCAUCUACGACGAUACCGCGUCCGCGUACAGAUAUCGUCGCGGCGAGGAUUGCGUUUCGUGGUUCGUGAACGAGCUUCGCGUUCUCGCGCGUCGCGUUAAGAAUAAAUUUUCCACCAAUAUAGCGAUGGCGGAACUUACGGAGGACGAAAAAAGCGAAUUUCUGCUCGCGACUCAUUGUCACGUGUGCGGGAAACCGUUUCAACCGGAGGACAAGCGCGUGCGGGAUCACUGUCACCUAACCGGACGUUACAGAGGUCCGGCGCAUUCUCGUUGCAAUCUGAAUUACAGAAACGUUUACGUGAUUCACGUGUUCUUUCACAAUUUGUCGGGUUACGACGCGCAUUUCGUCGUCGAGAAAAUCGCGAACGAUUUCGAGGGCGGGGUCGAUCUGCUGCCGCUCACGAAGAAAAGCUACAUAUUUUUCUCGAAGACCGUUAAGGAGACGCAGACGGACGGGAAAUGGGAUCGGUACGUGAAGCUUCGAUUCGUGGACUCGUAUAAAUUUUUAGCGGCGAGUAUCGAAACCCUGGCGUCCUAUCUGAACAGGGACAAGUUGAGAAUCACGCGUUCAGAGUACGCGGAUUUGAGCGCGGAGGAUCUCGAUCUGCUCACUCGCAAGGGUGUGUUUCCGUACGAGUACGUCGACGGCGCGGACAAACUGCGGGAUACCGAGCUUCCGCCGCGCGAGGCCUUUUACAGCUCCCUGACCGACGAGACCGCAAGCGAGAGCGACUACGAGCACGCGACGAGGGUCUGGCAACGUUUUCGCGUGCGAGAUCUCGGCGAGUACAGCGAUCUGUAUCUCAAGACCGACGUGCUUCUUCUGGCGGAUAUAUUUGAAAAUUUUCGGGACGCGUGUUCGGCGAGUUACGGGCUCGAUCCCGCGCAUUACUACACGUUGCCGGGGUACACGUGGGACACCAUGCUGAGGUACACCGGCGUGCGUUUCGAGCUGCUCACCGACAUCGACAUGGUGCUGUUCGUGGAACGCGGAAUACGCGGCGGCCUCAGUCAAUGUUCGCUCAGGUACGCGCAAGCCAACAACAGGCACGUACCGACGCACAACUCGUCCCAGCCCACUACGUAUCUCAUGUAUUACGACGUGAACAAUCUGUACGGCUGGGCUAUAAGCGUUGCCUUACGCGAAUUUCCAGUAGCUCGAUGA
Molecule: messenger RNA, 2082 nt
Organism: Temnothorax curvispinosus
Lineage: Eukaryota; Metazoa; Arthropoda; Insecta; Hymenoptera; Formicidae
Exons: 3
Coding region: 1-2082 (693 amino acids)
Biological process (GO): DNA replication
Molecular function (GO): DNA binding; DNA-directed DNA polymerase activity; nucleotide binding
Source: RefSeq, a predicted model, not a curated record